AUGACUGAUAUUCCGAAGACUAAACCAUUGAAUCAGAAAUGGAUUCUCUUCAAUAUGGAAUCGCCUCUUUGUAAAGACUAUGUGUCUGAAAAGUUAUUCAAUGCCAUGAAAUACGAUAUAAUCCCAAUUGUCUUCGGUUCGGCCAACUAUACGGCAAUACUGCCCCCAAACUCAUACAUCAAUGCCUUGCAAUUCCCAACGAUGACAACACUCGCCGAUCAUCUGAUCGAAGUGGCCAUUGAUAAGGAUCGAUACGAUUCUUACUUUCACUGGAAGAAUGAUUAUUGUGUUCAAGAUGUCGACUAUUUGUGCGAACUUUGCGAACAUCUUAAUCUAAAUGCAGUUAAAACUAGAGUCAGUACACGAAAAAGGGAUAUAGUGUCCUGGUGGAUCAAUGAUGCCCACUGCCAAACUAUCCAGCUCGUUUGA
Messenger RNA from Oppiella nova, 429 nucleotides. NCBI's taxonomy places the organism in Eukaryota, Metazoa, Arthropoda, Arachnida, Sarcoptiformes, Oppiidae. The record is from the annotation of a GenBank genome assembly.